This is a messenger RNA of Trichosurus vulpecula (common brushtail), 2690 nucleotides long. RefSeq names its product zinc finger and BTB domain containing 22 (gene ZBTB22). The transcript has 2 exons. Gene Ontology annotation, biological process: regulation of transcription by RNA polymerase II. The coding region runs from base 89 to 1966 and encodes 625 amino acids. The record is from RefSeq and is a predicted model, not a curated record. Lineage: Eukaryota; Metazoa; Chordata; Mammalia; Diprotodontia; Phalangeridae. Gene Ontology annotation, molecular function: RNA polymerase II cis-regulatory region sequence-specific DNA binding; protein binding; DNA-binding transcription factor activity, RNA polymerase II-specific.
GGGGCCCGGGGGCGCGCGGCCCGAGACCCCCCCGGCCGCCCCUCCUCUUUCUCUGUUCCUGUGGCUGGGGGGGGUUGCCCCCUUCCCUAUGGUCUUCCUUGCCAUGGAGCCAUCCCCACUUUCUCCCCAGGGGGCCCCUCUACCCCUGCCUAUGUCGCUGGCACCUCCCGCACUGCCGCUGCCAGCGGCGGCUGUGGUACACGUGUCCUUCCCAGAAGUGACCAGUGCACUGCUGGAGUCCCUUAACCAGCAGCGGCUGCAGGGGCAGCUUUGUGACGUGUCGAUCCGAGUGCAGGGCCGUGAAUUCCGGGCUCACCGGGCUGUCUUGGCUGCUUCUUCCCCUUACUUCCAUGACCAAGUUUUGCUCAAGGGCAUGACCUCAAUAUCGCUGCCCAGUGUCAUGGACCCUGGGGCCUUCGAGACUGUUCUGGCCUCUGCUUACACAGGCCGGCUUAGCAUGGCCGCUGCUGACAUCGUCAACUUUCUCACUGUCGGCUCGGUGCUCCAGAUGUGGCAUAUCGUGGACAAGUGCACUGAGCUCCUUCGAGAGGGCCGGGCCUCCGCAGCCACCACCACCACCACGGCCACCGCAGCAGCCGUCGCCUCUGGGGCAGGAGGCCCUACGGGAGCUGGGGGAACAGGACCGGCCACGGCAGCCGCAGGCUCGGGCCGCCCUCAUUCAUCCAGCAGGGCUAGUGAGAAUCAGUCCCCCAGCAGCAGCAAUUACUUCAGCCCCCGAGACUCCGGUGAUUUCUCAUCUUCCUCUCACGAUGCAUAUCCAGCCUCUUCCGUGGGGGGAGGAGAAAGACGGAGUGGAGGAGGCCCUCUGUUCCCCACUUGUGUGGUGGGCAGUGGGGGUGGCACUUCUGGCAAGCUCCUGCUAGAGGCAGAUGAGCUGAGCGAUGACGGAGGGGAUGGAGUUGGGGCGGGAGUCCCUGGGGCUGGGCUACGGCGCCCUACUUAUGUGCCCCCCAGCAUCGUGCCUCAGAAACACUGGGUGUACGUUAAGCGUGGGGGAGGCUGCCCUGCCCCAGCUCCUCUUGCCUCUCAAGACCCAGACCUGGAGGAAGAGGAGGAGGAGGAAGACUUGGUACUGACAUGCGAGGACGAUGAGGAUGAGGAGCUAGGUGGGGCUUCGGGGGGUCCACCAGGUGGGAGUACUGACCCUGGCCUAAGUAUUACUGAUGUACGGACACUGACUGGCCCCCCAGACAAGGGUGAGGAACAAGUGAAUUUUUGUGAAUCAUCUGAGGACUUUGGCCCUUAUGAGUCUGGGACAGUUGGGCCAGGGCUGGAUGACCCUGGAGGACCAGCCCCCUCUUCCUUUACCUCCCACCAGCCCCGCCCUUUGUUACCCCUGGACAUGCAGGGCAACCAAAUAUUAGUUUUUCCCUCCUCUUCUCAGGCCUCAGCCCAGCCCCCUGGAAGCCAGGCUGAACAUGGAGCUGUGACCUUGGGAGGGUCAGGAGGGGGCAACCUGGGAGCGUCUGGAAGUGGUGGGGGUGGUUCUGGUGGCAGUGGUGGUGGGGAUGGGAACAAGAUCUUCCUCUGUCACUGUGGGAAAGCUUUCUCGCACAAGAGCAUGCGAGAUCGGCAUGUGAAUAUGCAUCUGAAUCUGCGCCCCUUUGACUGUCCUGUGUGUAACAAAAAAUUCAAGAUGAAACACCACCUGACCGAGCACAUGAAGACCCACACAGGCCUCAAACCUUAUGAGUGUGGUGUGUGUGGGAAGAAAUUCAUGUGGAGGGACAGCUUCAUGCGGCACCGAGGGCACUGUGAACGGAGACAUCGCCUGGGGGGAGGGGGGUCCGCAGGGACUAUGGGGCUACCCAAGAGAGAGCCUCCUGGGGGUGGCAGUGGAGAUGAGGUAGGAGGGACCACUUCUCCCGCCAACAGGAGGGUCUGGUCCCCACCAGGAAUGCACAAGGUGGAGAUGGGUUUUAAUGGCAGUGGAGGUGGGCAUUAAAGGACUAUUCCCUCAUGAUUAGAUCUAAGAGCUGGAGAAAGCAGCCGAUGAGUAAUUCCCACAAUCCUCUUUUGUGGGGCUGAUAUCCCUGGAAAGGAAGAGUAGGGGCAUAGGCCAGGGGCUUGAUUCCUCCAAAAAUCCUUGGUUUGGGGGAAGGGAGAUAUGGGACUGAGGAUCCCAGGAGAUAUGCCCUCUCCUGCAUAGAUUUGUAUAUAAAGAGGGAAAUUCAUGACAGUUCUCUUCCCCCACCCCCACCCACCUCAUUCCAUUCCCCAACAUGGGGAAACCCUGGGACUGUGAGCCUUCUACUUUCCCCUCCACUAGUGGGAACAGGUAGAUAAACAACACUUAAGACCCAGCCCCUCAGGUUAUCUGAUGCCUGGAGAAGGGUGUGCAUGGGUAGUGAUGUCCUGAAUGCCCAAGGAUUCCAGGGCAGGUGGUCCCAUUUGUAGUUCGUGCUUGGAGUCUGUGUGUGUCACUGUGGUGACUAGGCCUGCCACCUCAUUCCUUCUUCCCACAUCUCCUCUCCCCCUUUACAGGAUUAUUAAACCUAUAUCCAUUUCCCAUCUAACUCCAUCCCUGCAGUAAGUCCCCAAGGGGUAUGCACAUAGAGGGGCUUUCAAGGACAUGGAGGGAGCCAGUUUUGGGAGUUUAAGGUUUUUAUUUUUUAAUUUUAUUAUUUUUUUUAACGGUGAUUAAAAUAUUUAUUGGUCUCUUCACUUGA